This is a messenger RNA of Ochotona curzoniae (black-lipped pika), 3732 nucleotides long. RefSeq names its product retinol binding protein 3 (gene RBP3). Gene Ontology annotation, molecular function: serine-type peptidase activity. The record is from RefSeq and is a predicted model, not a curated record. NCBI's taxonomy places the organism in Eukaryota, Metazoa, Chordata, Mammalia, Lagomorpha, Ochotonidae. The coding region runs from base 1 to 3732 and encodes 1243 amino acids. Gene Ontology annotation, biological process: proteolysis. The transcript has 4 exons.
AUGAUGAGAGGAUGGGUCCUGCUCCUGUGCACGCUGCUGUGUGGCCUGGCUGGACCCUCGCAGCUAUUCCAGCCCAGCCUGGUGCUGGACAUGGCCAAGGUCCUCUUGGAUAACUACUGCUUUCCUGAGAACCUCAUGGGGAUGCAGGCGGCCAUCGAAGAGGCCAUGAAGAGCCAGGAGAUUCUGAGCAUCUCUGAUCCCCAGACUCUGGCACAGGUGCUCACAGCUGGGGUACAGGGCUCCCUCAAUGACCCGCGCCUUGUCAUCUCCUAUGAGCCCAGCAACCUGGAGGAGGUGCCUCGGCAGGCCCCGGCACUCAGCAACCUGACCCAUGAGGAGUUGCUGGCCUGGCUGCAGAAGAGUGUGCGCCACGAGGUCCUGGAGCACAACGUGGGCUACCUGCGGGUAGACGACCUCCCAGGCCAGGAGGUGCUGAGCAAGCUGGGUGGCUUCCUGGUGACUCACGUCUGGAGACAGCUCAUGGACACAUCCUCCCUCGUGUUGGAUCUCCGGCACUGUACUGGGGGCCACGUCUCUGGCAUCCCCUAUGUCAUCUCCUAUCUGCACCCAGAAAACACGGUCCUACACGUGGAUACCAUCUACGACCGCCCUUCCAACACCACCACGGAGAUCUGGACCCUGCCUCAGGUGCUGGGAGGGCGGUACAGCACCGACAAGGACGUGGUGAUCCUGACCAGUGGCCGUACAGGGGGUGUGGCUGAGGACAUUGCUUAUAUCCUCAAGCAGAUGCGCAGGGCCAUCGUGGUGGGCGAACGCACAGUGGGAGGGGCCUUGGACCUGCAGAAGCUGCGUAUAGGUCAGUCCAACUUCUUCCUCACUGUUCCCGUGUCCAGAUCCCUGGGGCCCCUGGGCGGGGGCAGCCAGACGUGGGAGGGCAGCGGAGUGUUACCCUGCGUGGGGACACCAGCCGAGCAAGCCCUGGAGAAAGCCCUGGCCAUCCUCACCCUGCGCCGUGCCCUGCCCGGCAUGCUCCAUCGCCUGCAGGAAGCUCUACGGGAAUACUAUACACUGGUGGACCGCGUGCCAGCUUUGCUGCAGCACCUGACCACCAUGGACUUCUCAGCAGUGGUCUCUGAAGAAGACCUGGUUUCCAAGCUGAACGCUGGGCUGCAGUCUGUGUCGGAGGACCCUAGGCUCCUGGUGCGCACUGUGGGAACCAAAGAAAACACUCCUGGGCUCGAGGUGGCUGGAGCAGAGGACCCUCUGGAAGCAGCCCCCACUGUGCCUGAGGGCGAGGUCGCCCGGCAGGUGCUGGUAGACUCUGUGUUCCAGGUGGCAGUGCUGCCUGGCAACGUGGGCUACCUGCGAUUCGACAGGUUCGCUGACGCCUCUGUGCUGGAGGCCCUGGGGCCCUACGUGGUGCGCCAGGCAUGGGCACCGCUUCAGGAUACCGAACACCUCAUCAUGGACCUACGCCACAACCCAGGCGGGCCAUCCUCUGCCGUGCCCCUGCUGCUCUCCUACUUCCAGGGCCCCGAGGACAGCCCCGUGCGCCUCUUUACCACCUACAACCGCCGCACCAACAUCACACAGGAGCAUCUGAGCCACAAGACACUCCUGGGCCCACGCUAUGGCCACCAGCGAGGGGUGUACCUGCUCACCAGCCACCGCACCGCCACGGCUGCUGAGGAGUUCGCCUUCCUCAUGCAGUCGCUGGGCUGGGCCACGCUGGUGGGUGAGAUCACGGCAGGCAAUCUGCUGCACACAUGCACGGUGCCACUGCUGGACACGCCCCAGGGUGGCUUGGUGCUGAUCGUGCCCGUGCUCACGUUCAUCGACAACCACGGCGAGAGCUGGCUGGGUGGCGGUGUGGUGCCUGAUGCCAUUGUACUAGCUGAGGAGGCCCUGGACAAAGCCCAGGAGGUACUAGAAUUCCACCGUAGCCUGGGCACCCUGGUGGAGGGCACAGGGCACCUGCUGGAGGCUCAUUAUGCAAGGCCUGAGGUGGUGGGGCAGACCAGCGCCCUGUUGCAAGCUAAGCUGGCCCAAGGUGCCUACCGCACUGCUGUGGACCUGGAGUCGCUGGCCUCGCAGCUCACAGCCGACCUGCAGGAGAUGUCCGGGGACCACCGCCUGCUCAUGUUCCACAGCCCCGGGGAGCUGGUGGCUGAGGAGGUGCCCAUGCCUCCCCCCGCCGUCCCCUCCUCAGAAGAGCUCUCCUACCUCAUCGAGGCCCUGUUCAAGACCGACGUGUUGCCUGGCCGGCUGGGCUACUUGCGUUUCGAUGCUAUGGCCGAGCUGGAGACGGUGAAGGUCAUUGGGCCACAGCUGGUACAGCUGGUGUGGCAGGGGCUGGUGGACACGGCGGCACUGGUGGUGGACCUGCGCUACAAUCCUGGCAGCUACUCCUCAGCCGUGCCGCUGCUCUGUUCCUAUUUCUUUGAUGCUGAGCCCCGCCAACACCUCUAUUCCAUUUUCGACCGGGCCACCUCCCAGGUGGCUGAGGUGUGGACCCUGCCCCAGGUGGCCGGCCAACGCUACAGCCCCCAGAAGGACCUCUACAUCCUCAUGAGCCACAACAGUGGCUCAGCCGCUGAGGCCUUUGCCCACACCAUGCAGGACCUGCAGCGGGCCACAGUCAUUGGCGAGCCCACAGCAGGAGGGGCACUCGCUGUGGGCAUCUACCAGGUGGGCAGCAGCUCCCUGUAUGCCUCUAUGCCCACCCAGGUGGCUCUGAGUGCCACCACCGGUGAGGCCUGGGACCUGGCAGGCGUGGAGCCUGACGUCACAGCCCCCAUGAGCGAGGCCCUCUCCACGGCCCAAGACAUAGUGGCCCUGCGUGCCAAGGUGCCCACAGUGCUGCAGACAGCCGGGAAGCUGGUGGCCGACAACUAUGCCUCCCCAGAGCUGGGAGCCCAGAUGGCUGCCAAGCUGAGUGGCCUGCAGAGCCAUUACUCCAGGGUGACCUCAGAAGCUGCUCUGGCUGAGAUGCUGGGGGCUGACUUGCAGAUGCUCUCAGGGGACCCGCACUUGAAGACAGCCCACAUCCCUGAGGAUGCCAAGGAUCGCAUUCCAGCAAUUGUGCCCAUGCAGAUCCCCUCCCCAGAAGUCUUUGAGGAUCUCAUCAAGUUCUCCUUCCACACCAAUGUGCUGGAGCACAACAUUGGCUACCUGCGCUUCGACAUGUUCGGGGACUGCGAGCUGCUUACCCAGGUCUCUGAGCUGCUGGUGGAACACAUCUGGAAGAAGAUCGUACACACCGAUGCUGUGAUCCUUGACAUGAGGUUCAACAUCGGUGGCCCCACCUCUUCCAUCUCUGCCCUGUGCUCCUAUUUCUUUGAUGAGGGUGCCCCAGUUCUGUUGGACAAAAUCUACAGCCGUCCCAAUGACUCCAUCAGUGAACUCUGGACCCACACUCGGCUCAUAGGGGAACGCUAUGGCUCCAAGAAGAGCCUGGUCAUUCUGACCAGCAGCUUGACGGCCGGAGCUGCAGAGGAGUUCACCUACAUCAUGAAGAGGCUUGGCCGGGCCCUGGUCAUCGGCGAGGUGACCAGCGGGGGUUGCCAGCCGCCGCAGACCUAUCACGUGGACGACACCCAUCUCUACAUCACCAUCCCCACAGCGCGCUCUGUGGGGGCCGCCGAUGGCAGUUCCUGGGAAGGGGUGGGUGUGACUCCCCACGUGGCUGUUCCUGCAGACAUGGCUCUCGUCAAAGCCAAGGAGAUGCUGCAGCGCAGCCUGGCCAGGGAGAGGCAGAGCCCCAGCCCAUAG